Lasiosphaeria miniovina is the source of this 1404-nucleotide messenger RNA. RefSeq lists its product as uncharacterized. NCBI's taxonomy places the organism in Eukaryota, Fungi, Ascomycota, Sordariomycetes, Sordariales, Lasiosphaeriaceae. Bases 229 to 1119 code for a protein of 296 amino acids. Gene Ontology annotation, molecular function: protein binding. The record is from RefSeq and is a predicted model, not a curated record. The transcript has 2 exons.
UAGACAUGCAUGUGAAAACAACGACGAGCUUCGCUGCAACCUCUCCUGUGCAAUUACCUCGCGGUCUGUCCAACGGCUUAACCUAACACAUCCGCACCUUCGCAUGACGCCGGUCUAGCUUCAAAGCCGACUCCACCCGCGAGCGUUGAUUGCCCCGGCGCAAAUCUUUAUCUGCCCUGUUCCGACGACAUUUGGAAUUGAAGAGUCAAACACUGCCGUCGCUGAAACAUGGUGACCAAUAGCGAGGGCCCCCCGACGACUGGGGUUUCGGGCCGCAACAAAGCGGGUUUAGUGGACAAGGACAAGGAAGCUGGGGAUGAGGAGCAAACCUCCAGAUUCUCGCCUAAAGAGGAAGCGGACAUGGUAGCCGAGUCCAACACGCUCAAGGUCGAGGCAAACACGCUCUUUAAGUCGGGCAGCGUUGAUGCGGCCAUCAACAAGUACGUCGAGGCCAUAGCGGCUUGCCCUACCUAUCUAGAAUACGAGCAGGCCGUGCUCCAGUCCAACCUUGCCGCCUGCCACCUGAAGUUGGACGAGUGGAAGGAAGCCGCCGACAACGCCACCGCGGCUUUAGACUCUCUCGACCGCCUAGAACGGGAGGAAAAGGAGAAGAGUGCCGAACAGGCCAAAGCGGAGGCUGACAGCAACGACGUCGAGGCCGAGAUAAUCAGCGCGGGCGCUGCCAAGGCUGGCCCAGCCAUAGUGAAGCCCGACGAAGACCCAGCCGAAGCUGCUCGCCGGAAGCGCCAGGACGACGUUGCGAGGAUAAGGUCCAAGGCGCUGAUGCGGCGGGCGCGGGCAAAGAGCGAGCUGGGUGGAUGGUCAAACCUGGAAGGCGCCAUUUCCGACUACAAGCGCCUGGCCGCCAUGCCUGACUUGAGCGCCGUGGACAAGAAGAUUGUCCAAUCUCAGCUCCGGGUGCUGCCGCCCCGGGCCAAAGCCGCCCAGGAUCAAGAGACUGCCGAGAUGUGGGGGAAGCUGAAGGAGCUGGGCAACGGGAUCCUCCGGCCUUUUGGCUUGAGUACCGACAGUUUCCAGAUGAACAAGGACGAGAAGACGGGCGGGUACAGCAUGAACUUCCAGGGUGGGGGUCCCGGCGGCGGCACCGACAAGCCGUGAGGGGGUUAGGAGUGUCUCCCGCCCCUUUUCUGAAGCCUAACAGGUUUGGAUUGCCAUCUCGACAAGAAUACAUCCAUUGCCAAGCCUAUCGUGAGGCUGCCGCUGCGCCGUGUAAAUGAAGUCAACUGUUCCACCGCUCACCAACUUCGCUGUUGGGUUCAAGCAUUGAGUUACAGUUACAAAUCACCUUAUUGCAGCUGGGAUGUACAUGCCAACAUUCCCGCUCAAUAGUACAACAGUGCCUACAAGUCGAGUGGAAAUAAGCAAAUAAAAUGAGCUCAGAAG